AUGGAAAUGACGUCCCUUGGAGACCUUCGAAAAGUCAUACCCCAGGAUUGCUUUCGUCCCUGCACGCAGACUUCUCUCUACUACAUCGCCAGAGAUGUCGUGGCUUUGGCAGUGCUCGCAUCAACUUGGACCCAUACUAUACUUCUGGCAUGGACAGCGUACUCCUUCCUCCAGGGUCUCGUGUGUACCGGGAUCUGGGUAUUGGCCCAUGAAUGUGGCCACGGGUCGCUCUUCUCCUCAGCAAGAAUGAACGAAACCUUUGGAUUCAUACUUCAUUCUUUCCUGAUGGUCCCGUACUUUUCCUGGAAGUACACUCACCGGCGCCAUCAUCGGUUUACAGGGCACGCAACUAGGGACGUCGCCUUCGUGCCAGCUAUGAAACCAGCCGACUCUGACAGAGACAUGUUCCCUCCUUCGGCGCCCAUGGAAGAAUCAGAUGUCCCGAUAGUACAAGUAGUCUCGCUAAUGGGACAGCAACUACUCGGCUGGCCUUUACACGUUUUGUUCAAUGUGUCUGCCGGUAAAGACAGUCUUCUGCGAGAGGUUUCCGGACCCUCUCAUUGGUUGAGAUGUAGCAAGGAACUUGGUGCAACCAGCAUAAUCCUGCUAUAUCUUCUUCCUUACCUAUGGGUUAACAAUUGGCUUGUCGCCAUCACCUAUCUACAACAUAACCAUCCCAGCGUCCCUCAUUACACCGACGAUGGAUGGAAUUUUAUAAAAGGUGCCCUUUCAACCAUUGAUAGAGACUUUGGCUUCAUUGGGAGGCACUUCUUCCAUCUCAUCAUUGACAGACACGUGGUUCAUCACCUGUUUCCAAGAAUACCAUUCUAUAAAACAGACACAGCCACGGCUGCCAUCAAGUCAGUAUUGGGCGAGUUGUAUCACUCCGAAGACAGUAGUUUUCUCGGCGAAUUAUGGUAUCAGUUUCGCACUCUCAAGUAUGUGGAAAAUGACCCCCAUCGUCCUGGCUGUACCCGGUGGACGUUGUAA
Colletotrichum phormii is the source of this 990-nucleotide messenger RNA. RefSeq lists its product as uncharacterized. Gene Ontology annotation, molecular function: oxidoreductase activity. Bases 1 to 990 code for a protein of 329 amino acids. The transcript has 6 exons. NCBI's taxonomy places the organism in Eukaryota, Fungi, Ascomycota, Sordariomycetes, Glomerellales, Glomerellaceae. Gene Ontology annotation, biological process: unsaturated fatty acid biosynthetic process. The record is from RefSeq and is a predicted model, not a curated record.